AUGGCAAGUAUUACCGCGGUCUUGAAUCAGAAUACGUUGUUCUUCUCUCGACGGUUGGUCGAUGAUGGCACCUGGUCGCUCUUGUUAUCUUUUGCGCGAGAUAUCUGGUGCCAGGCAGUUCGAGAAGCUUCCCUUCAACUUACUCAGGACCUUGCAAUACCUAUUGGCUUCAGUAACCUUCCUUUAGAGCAACAAGUGCCUAUUGAAUUCACUGUAACGCGGAUCUCGGGUCUCAUAGACACCAGCGCUUUCAUCCCACGGUUCGCCAACGGAUAUAAUGAUAAGCAUGCCUUCCGUGCCUACAACCACUCCUCUCGCAACAUCAAAGGGACUUACCGCAGGAAUACACCACUGAGGAAGUCGUGGUACCGAAAAUGUAGCAUCUUCACCGAAAUUUCCGUUGUCGAAUAUCUGGAGUACGUGUUUGGCAACAACGGGUUCCAUGAUCACCUAUCUUCUGACACACUUAUCGGGUGGAAUGCGCCUGAAGGCUGUGGGAGUGCUUGCAACUAUACAAUUGAGUAUGCCGCACCGGCUCUACGAUGUUCGGACAUUGACCAAGACGAGAUACUUGAUGAUCAUUCUUCUGACCUCUCUAACCAUUCUGCCGUGCUUCUGAGUGUAAACGUCACCAUAGAUACCGAGGCUUGGAAGACGUACCAUGGUUCCCAGAACAUCACUGUUUCCGGUGUCCGCUUCUCUCUCUAUAACACCACCCAACAAGCUGUAGUUUCGUUUGCCAACAACACAGCGAUCAUCUCUCCAAGUGUCAUUUCCUACCCGUUCUCUCUCCUUGACCACGACUCGGACUGCGAAGGAAUCGACAGCGGUAACACUCCGAAUCCCUUUAAUAUGACACGCGCUAGAGGAGAUCCUGGUGAAUGCGACGAUUGCGCUGAUAAGUUCAGGGGAAGCUAUGACGAUAGUGGAGGCAUCGGUUGCGCGAGAUCAGAUCGUGUGGGUAUAUCAGUGUACGGCUGGAUGUGGUAUAGCGGGGUUGGCCUGUAUGGUAAAGAAUAAGGAGAUGGGGAUUCUCAGCUAUCGUUAGGGCAACUAGGAACGAGGAUUUGGAUUGUGUUUUUGGUGAUGAGGAUGUGAAGGAUGACGCAGUGUUGCAGUAUGGGUCAAAGAGGAAGGAUGACCUAGGUCAUUUUCGCAUAUUUGAAUUAGCACAGUAGCAGCGGCACACAUGAUUCAUGAAAACACCCAGUGGAUGAAGUCUACGACGAGAGAAACCGGUGUGGAGAAGUCAACCGUCGGAUGUUCAUUUAGGCGCAGUUGUUCUAGUUGCCUGAAGUUCCAAUGAGACAAGAAGAUACUGGGCAUCCAAAAAUGUUGGUGAUGAGACACGUUAGCAAGGAAUCUGC
Molecule: messenger RNA, 1367 nt
Organism: Guyanagaster necrorhizus
Lineage: Eukaryota; Fungi; Basidiomycota; Agaricomycetes; Agaricales; Physalacriaceae
Exons: 8
Coding region: 1-1020 (339 amino acids)
Source: RefSeq, a predicted model, not a curated record